AUGUCUACCAUGAAGGGUGUCUUGCUGGACGCGCUGGACGAGUUGGUUUCUGCGCGCACAAGCACGACGCGUAUCGGCGAGAUCCUCACGACGCUGGAACGUCUACUGGCAGAGGUGUGCACGCCGAAUGCCGACCCUGCGGCCGCGGAACGACUGCAGAUCUUCAUCAGGUUACAGGAUACCUUCGAGUGCAACGUACCAUCGCGUCUGCUAUCGUGGAUGUCUCUCGUGACGACACGUCUGGAGUACAUCACCAGCAAUCCGCGAUUGCCCAAGAUCGCCCGCCAGAACGGACCUCAUGUCCGCCGCUCAUUCGUUCAAGAUGAAAGAAAGAGCGAAAUCAUCACCCUCUCGACUCAGCUCCUUCAAACGCUUUCGAUCAUCCAAGGUGUAGUGCUCACGCACAAAGGUAGUAAGCGCUAUCUGGGUCGUCGAUAUGCGCUAGAGUCCGGUGAGAACGGUUCUCGAAGUUCCAGCGAAAAUGUCUCGACGAUAUCACUGGCCUCGAUCGUACUGGAUACUCUGCUCUGUGUGCUCGUAGACUCAUCUCCGGCGCUUCGCGUAUUCGAGGACCUCAAAGGUGUGCAGCUAGUCGUCAGAAUUCUCAAGAGAGCGGGCACACCGCGCGAAGUACGGAUGAAAUGCCUAGAGUUCCUAUAUUUCUAUCUUCUCGAUGAAACCACGUCGUUGUCCUCUGGCACUUCUGCACACGAACAGGACGCAUCUGCUGGCCCGGAUGCCCAUAUACCUUCAAGCGGAGACAUCAGACCCUCUCAUCAAUCUAUUCCGUCGACUUCAAGCACAAGCUCUAGAGGUUCAUCUGGAUCUAGCUACUCAUCCAUAUUCUCGUCUGCUUCCGCAGUGUCUACCUCGGCAACCUCGGUCUCCUCUACGUCACGUUUAUCUGGAGAGUCCUCAGAACCCGAGAAGCCUGUCUCGAGGUCACCGCCUGCAGCAUCGGAGACUCUAGCACCGGCUCUCGCACCAUCCCCACGCAUAGUCACACCACCUAACCAACGCGCCAAACCACGCUCCCUCCUCAUGCUACAGAAGGAGGUGGAUUACGUGCCACUCAGUCCCAAGAAGGCACAGGUGUCCCGCUUAGGCGUUGGCACGCCGCGUGCGGGAAGUGCCUUACGGCCGAAGCUGAAGUCGCGCGGUCCUGUCGACGUGCUCGAUGCGUCGUCGCUGCUGAGCUCUCCCGAGGCUGAGAAGACGCCUCUCGCUGCUACGGCGGCAACGCGUGCGAUCUCUGCAGCGGCCUGUCUACAGACACCAGAGGGCAAACCUUACAGCGGGGCGCGGACGAUGGAGGAAAAGAAGGAGAUCCUGGGAUCGAUGCUGGGGAACGUGGAGGCCCUCGUCGAAGGUGUGCGAAAAGCGGGCAUAUGGGGUCUUGGAUAG
Postia placenta MAD-698-R-SB12 is the source of this 1404-nucleotide messenger RNA. RefSeq lists its product as hypothetical. The coding region runs from base 1 to 1404 and encodes 467 amino acids. The transcript has 8 exons. The record is from RefSeq and is a predicted model, not a curated record. Lineage: Eukaryota; Fungi; Basidiomycota; Agaricomycetes; Polyporales; Adustoporiaceae.